Morus notabilis is the source of this 1571-nucleotide messenger RNA. RefSeq names its product sodium/hydrogen exchanger 2. Gene Ontology annotation, cellular component: membrane. The coding region runs from base 22 to 1287 and encodes 421 amino acids. Gene Ontology annotation, biological process: proton transmembrane transport. Gene Ontology annotation, molecular function: sodium:proton antiporter activity. The record is from RefSeq and is a predicted model, not a curated record. The transcript has 12 exons. NCBI's taxonomy places the organism in Eukaryota, Viridiplantae, Streptophyta, Magnoliopsida, Rosales, Moraceae.
UUUCGCAAUUUCAUAACUAUCAUGCUGUUUGGUGCUGUUGGUACUCUCAUAUCCUUUGGCAUAAUUUCCUUAGGUGCUAUACACUUCUUUCAGAAAAUGAAUGUGGGCACCCUCAAGUUGGGAGAUUAUCUUGCAAUCGGAGCAAUAUUUUCUGCAACAGACUCCGUUUGCACCUUGCAGGUGCUUAAUCAAGAUGAGACACCAUUGUUAUACAGCUUGGUCUUUGGUGAAGGUGUUGUAAAUGAUGCCACUUCAGUGGUGCUUUUUAACGCAAUCCAGAACUUCGAUCUCUCUCAUAUCAAUUCAGGCGUCGCUUUGGAGUUAAUCGGAAACUUUUUGUAUUUAUUUGUUGCGAGUACAUUGCUAGGAGUAGUAGCUGGACUACUCAGUGCAUAUAUUAUUAAAAAGCUCUACUUCGGCAGACACUCCACUGAUCGCGAGGUUGCUCUUAUGAUACUCAUGGCUUACCUAUCAUAUAUGCUAGCUGAACUAUUUUACUUAAGCGCCAUACUCACUGUAUUCUUUUGUGGAAUUGUUAUGUCUCAUUAUACAUGGCAUAAUGUCACCGAAAGUUCAAGAGUGACAACCAAACAUGCUUUUGCCACUUUAUCAUUUGUCGCGGAGAUUUUUAUUUUUCUUUAUGUUGGCAUGGAUGCAUUGGAUAUUGAGAAGUGGAAAAUUGUAAGCGGCAGUCCCGGAACAUCGAUUGGUGUGAGCUCAAUAAUUUUGGGACUUGUUCUUGUUGGAAGAGCAGCCUUUGUUUUCCCCUUAUCUUUCUUGUCCAACCUGACUAAAAACUCUCCAUACGAGAAAGUCGACUUAAAGCAACAAAUUACAAUUUGGUGGGCGGGUCUUAUGCGCGGUGCUGUUUCCGUCGCACUAGCCUAUAAUCAGUUUACUAGAUUGGGGCAUACGCAUUUGCAAGGGAAUGCAGUCAUGAUCACCAGUACCAUCACAGUUGUUCUCUUCAGCACAGUGGUGUUUGGAUUGAUGACAAAACCAAUUGUGAGGAUCUUUCUACCUUCCUCAAAACAAAUCAACACGUUGUCCUCCGAACCCUCCACUCCGAAAUCCCUCACGACGCCACUACUCGGUAACGGUCAGGAGGACACUGAGGCCAAUGCUAGUUUCAACAAUGUAACACGUCCAACCAGUCUGAGGAUGCUUCUAAGCAUCCCAUCUCACACUGUCCACCACUAUUGGCGAAAAUUCGACGACGGAUUCAUGAGACCGGUCUUCGGCGGUCGGGGUUUUGUUCCCUUUGUUCCAGGCUCUCCCACUGAGUAAGGUGUACAACCGUUGACAACAUGAAGAAACAUCAAAGCCAAAGUUCUUUUUGAAAAUUAUUGAACGUUUUUGUUCAUUGUGACAAGAUAAUCAUAUUUACAAAAGAAAGCACUAAUUUAGGGAGUUAUAGUGUGGCUUGAAAUUGGGAUUCAAGAGUUUUGGUUUGUGUAUAGGAGAAGAUGUUAAUUAUAAUCUGGGGGUGGUGACGACGGUUUUAUUCAACGGAGGCUGCUUUGUUUGGAGUGAUGAUUUUUUUUUUUUUUUUGGGUGUAUACAUAGGUUUG